Messenger RNA from Amborella trichopoda, 1753 nucleotides. RefSeq names its product histone acetyltransferase of the MYST family 1. Gene Ontology annotation, cellular component: chromatin; nucleus. Gene Ontology annotation, molecular function: transcription coregulator activity; histone acetyltransferase activity; chromatin binding. NCBI's taxonomy places the organism in Eukaryota, Viridiplantae, Streptophyta, Magnoliopsida, Amborellales, Amborellaceae. Gene Ontology annotation, biological process: regulation of transcription by RNA polymerase II. The record is from RefSeq and is a predicted model, not a curated record.
AAUCCUCGCCCGGUAAACUAAAAAUCCCUCUAAAAUUCUUCGGUCCCUUGGACGCGGGCCCACGCCCCUCUACGAACCAGAAAACCUAAUUCUCGAUCCGAAAUGCCACAAACCCUAAUUCUAUGAACUGAGAAACCAGAAACCCUAUUUCUCGGUCUCAAAACACGGUACGCACUUCCACAGAAGGAGAAGAUAAGGAAACCCGAAAGCAAAACUAGAAGAAAGAACUCCAUCAAAGCUUUAUAAAAAGCUUUUCUGGGAAACUGUUGUAGUCUCUCUUGAUGGGUUCGUUGGAGAACACGACGGAAAACGGGGAGCCCAUGGAUCUCCCUCCAUGCAAUGGAGUGGGCGGUGGAGAUUCAUCCUUUGCAUUGGUUGAAACCCCACCAGAAAAGGGGCUUUCAAGGAAGAUUAAGCCUGGAAUUUUGCCAUUGGAGGUGGGAACUAGGGUCAUGUGCAAGUGGCGAGAUAACAAGUACCAUUCUGUUAAGGUCAUUGAGCGCAGGAAGCUCAACAAUGGCGGCCCUAAUGACUACGAGUACUAUGUUCACUAUGUAGAAUUUAAUAGAAGGCUUGAUGAAUGGGUUAAACUUGAGCAACUUGAUCUGGAUUCAGUGGAGGCUGAUGUCGAUGAGAAAGUGGAAGACAAGGCCGCAAGCUUGAAAAUGACACGUCAUCAGAAAAGGAAAAUUGACGAGACACAUGUGGAGGGCCACGAGGAGCUUGAUGCUGCAAGCUUGCGAGAACAUGAAGAAUUCACGAAAGUUAAAAACAUUGCAACUAUAGAACUUGGAAGAUAUGAGAUUGAGACAUGGUACUUUUCGCCUUUUCCACCAGAAUACAGUGAUUCUUUGAAGCUGUACUUUUGUGAGUUUUGCCUGAAUUUCAUGAAGCGCAAAGAACAGCUUCAGAGGCAUAUGAGAAAGUGUGAUCUCAAGCAUCCCCCUGGUGAUGAGAUCUACCGCAGUGGCACAUUGUCAAUGUUCGAGGUUGAUGGAAAGAAGAACAAGGUAUAUACACAGAAUUUGUGCUAUCUGGCAAAGUUGUUUCUUGACCACAAGACACUCUAUUAUGAUGUUGAUUUGUUCCUUUUCUACAUUCUUUGUGAAUGUGAUGACCGAGGAUGCCAUAUGGUGGGGUACUUUUCAAAGGAGAAACACUCUGAGGAGUCUUACAAUUUGGCCUGCAUUCUCACCCUUCCUCCAUACCAAAGAAAAGGAUAUGGAAAAUUUUUAAUAGCAUUUUCAUAUGAACUAUCGAAGAAGGAAGGAAAGGUUGGAACACCUGAACGGCCACUGUCUGACCUUGGGUUGUUGAGUUACAGGGGUUACUGGACAAGGGUUCUCCUAGACAUUCUGAAAAAGCACAAGAGUAACAUUUCCAUUAAGGAACUUAGUGAUAUGACCGCUAUUAAGGCAGAUGAUAUAUUGAGCACCCUACAAAACUUGGAGCUGAUUCAGUACAGGAAAGGGCAGCAUGCAAUUUGCGCAGAUCCUAAGGUCUUGGAUCGCCACCUAAAGGCUGCAGGCCGUGGUGGUCUCGAGGUCGAUGUGAGCAAGUUGAUUUGGACUCCUUACAAGGAACAAAGUUGAGAAUCCCUUAUCUUUUUCGCCGAAAAUUGGUUUGUGUAAACAGUGUAAAGUUUACCCGAGUAUUCUCACUUGUGUAUAUAUGUAUUAGAAUUUGAUAGAAGGGAUCAUCUUUUAUGGGUUAUGAUAUGAUCAGUUGAAAUGGCAAGCUCUUUCGAUCCAAA